CCGUCGGAGCACGAGUCAGCGCUGGCCGUUGAUUGGUCCGCCGUGACCCGCCAGCUGGCAAGAGAGGGCGGCGUGGCGCUCAAAUUGCCCGUGGGGGAAGCCGCCGCAGGGGGGCGGGCGGAAGCGGCGCGGGUGGAAGGGGAGCCGGGGGAGGGGUGGCGGGGAGUGUUAUCCGAGGGGGAAGCGGGGGAGUCGGAUUUGGAGGGGUGCUUGGAGGAGGACGGGGAGGGGGAGGGGGGUGAGGACGUGGUUUCGCAGGUGUUGGAAGCGGUGCGAGUGGUGGCAGCGCUGGUGGCGACAGGGCACAGAGUGGCGAUUGUCAGCUGCUCGCCUCACUCCGCCAGUGCCCUUGUUGCUCUAGGCUACACGACGUUUGUGAAGGGAGCGGACGUGAGCACUGCUCUGGCGGACAUGUGCCGGGCAUGCCCGGCUGCUGACCCGCCCAUGCGCGUGUGGAAGAAGGCUCACGCGCAGCUAGCAGGCAGCAACAUGAGGCGUCUCACAGACCUUGCAGCGGAGGAGCUUCAAACGAGGAUAGCAAAUGGCGUGCCUGGGUCCAGUGCCAAUGACUGGCAGGUGGCAGAGCGUAAGCUGGUGGCAGAGGGCUUCCAGCGCAUGGUGGCUGCUGACGUGGCACUCUCUGACGCCAUCUCCAAGGCGGCCAUUCGCAGGGCUGCACGGGCAGCAGAGAAGCAGAUGGAUGAUGUCGAGCUCACCUCGUCUGACCGCAUUGCUCUACUCAAGGCUCACAUCUCUCGUCUCGAAGAGAAGCAGCAAGCCGCAGACCAGGCCGCCCGGGCGGCGGAGGAUCGGAUCUCCUUCUUCCUGCGCCAGCUCAACGCACUACAGGACAAACAUGCCGCAGCGCAGAAGGAAGCAGUUGCUGCCACCCAGUUGGCAAGUCAACUCGCCGGCCAGUUACAAUCCCUGCAAGCGAGAGAAGGUUCCUCUGCACCUUCCUCUUUGGCCGCAGCCCAAGCCGCAGCUCUAGGUUCGGCAGCCACCGAAGCUGACCGGGUGGCAGCUCUGGAAGCAGAGGUCCGGGAGAGGCGUGAGCGGGAGCAGGAGCUCCAAGCGGCGCAGCAGCAGGCAGAGCAGCGGGCGGCGUCGGCUCGGCAGCUUCUGCUCACUCUGGAAAAAGACCUGGCGAGGGUCACAGAGGGGGAGGCAGCAGCAAAAGAAGCAGCAGCAGAGGCAAAAGAGCGAGUAGGGUUCCUGUCAGGUGUGGUUCGCGAACUAGAAGGCAGAGAGAGGGAUGCGAGGAGAGAGGCUGAGAGGGCGAAUGAGGCUUUGGAGGUGGUAGCAGCAAGGGAGAGAGCAGCACAGGUUCGAGUGCAGGAGCUUUCUCUACAGGUGGAGCAGCUUGAAAAAGAGCUUUCUGCUGCCCAGGAAGCUUCCAGAAUCGCGCACGGGCGGUGCGAUUUCUUUGCCCGGCUUGUAGAUGUUCUGAGGGAGAGGGAGCAGGCGGCGGUUGAGGCGGCCAAACGGGCCAAUCAGGCGCUGACAGGUGUCGCGCGGGAGCUGGAGGAGGUGAAGGGGAGGGAGAGGAGGGAGAGGGAGGUGUGGAAAGGUGCAGUAGCGCGGUCUGAAGCGGUGAUGGCGGAGUUGGGAGCUACUAAGAGGAUGCAGAGGGAGGCUAGGGAGAGGAGGGAAGCUGCUGAGAAGCUUCUUGCGAAGCUCGAGUCGGCGGGAGGGAGCGGGGAGGAAGGUUCGAGGAAGCUUCUGCUUCAGGCCCGGGCGGCGGUGGCCGACGCGCUGGAGAACGAGACGAGCCUCGCUGGGCUUGUCGUUGCGCUAGCUGACAAGCUGACUGAGGCGGCUGCCGCCCGCACGGCCCAGCGGGAGCGUUUGGCGUUUCUGGAGCGACAGGUGGCGGAGGGGAGGGAGAGAGAGCGGGCGGCGGAAGCGGCUGUGGCGGCGGCCAUGGGCGGGCAGGAGGAGCUUCGGAGGCAGGUGGACGAGGUGGCUCGGAAAGAGGCCGAGGCUCGGGAGGAGGUUCGGGUGCUAUCGUGCAAAGUGGAGAGCCUGUCAGCUCAGUCCACUGUAGCGGAGGAGGUGGAGGGCUCUCUUGCCGUUCUCCGAACCCAGGUGGCGUUCCUCCAAUCAGAGCUCGCCAGCGCGACACAGGAAGCCACGUCAGCCACCCAGCGCUCCACCUUGCUCCUUCACCAGCUCAACCUUCUGCGAUCCGGUGCCAGCAGUGAUGGCAGCGCGGGACAGGUGGCAGGUUCUGAUUCGUUGGACGAGGUUGCAGGGGAGGAGGAGACGGUUAGGAGGUUGGAGGAAGAGCUUUCGGCUGCCCGUGGGGCAGCGGAAUCAGCCAAUCAGAGGGUGUUUUUGCUGCAGGGGCAGGUGAAGGAGUUGCAGAAGAAAGAGGGCGUGGCCCAAGCGCUGCUUGGUCGGGCGGAGGAAAAGAUGUCGGCGCUGUUCGGGCAGCUUGCGGCUGCCCGGGACAAGGACUCGACAAGCCUCCGAGCUCUCGCCAAGGCUAGGUCAGAGGUUCGGCAGAUGGCUUGGCAAGUGGCUCGGCUGGAGGAGCAGCUACAGGCUCGGGGAAACACUGCAGGAGGGGUAGGGUUGGCAACAUCGGGAAGAGGGGAGGGGUGGGGAUUGGCAGGGUUGCUGGAUGGUUUAAGCGCGGGCACCCUGAAGCUGCUUGGCCUAGCAGGAGUGGGCGGCUUCGGAGGGGCGGCAGGGGUGGACGGCGGACAGAAGGAGCCGAAUGCUGCCAGGCUGGCAGCUGAGCUGUCGCGAGGAGCUGCUGCUCUGCAGUCCAGGGUGAAGAAGCAUGUGUCUCGGCUGGGCAAGAAUGCAGCAGCAGUGGACGCGGCGGCACUGACAUCGUUAUCAGAUCAGCCCAUAGAGGAGCAUUUCUCAGAGGAGGAGGAGAAGCUUCUCGCCUCAGCGUCGUGUCUGCGGGAAGCCGUGGUGGCAAUAGAUGCCAAACGCCGUGAGCUGGGAGCGGCACCUCUUGCCGCCCGGGUUCCGUCCGCUACCCGGACGGCAGCGCCGCCUGCUACAGUACCCGGAGCUUCAGCCGCCCAUGUUUCAGGCCCAGCACCCGCUGCAGCCACAGCAGCAGCAGCUGCACCUGUUGUGCCAUCCCCUGCAGCCACAGCCACAGCAGCAACUGCAGCAGCAGCUGGUGCUGCUGUACCUGUUAUACCGUCAUCCGCCGCCGCUGCCGCCGCCGCAGCAGCAGCAGGCACUGCAGCAGUAGAAGCUGGAGCUAUUGACUCAGGGAAUCAGCAGCAGGAGCAGCAGCAGCAGCAGGCGGAGGUGAAUGGAGAGCACACCAAGAAAGUAGGCACUCACACAGAAGAAACAGAUGAAUGGCAAGAGGAGAACAGCAACGAUGCAGCAGCUGCAGCCACACUCGCAUCUUCCUCCUCUGCCGCAAACCCCUCCACUCCCCCGGCCUCUCUCCCCCCCUCUUCCAACUCCCCCUCCUCUGUUCCCCCGGCUUCUCUCCCCCCCUCUUCCAACUCCCCCUCCUCUGUUCCCCCGGCUUCUCUCUCCCCCGCCACUGACAACCCCGCUACAUCAACCCAGCAGGCCCCCCCCUCACCGCCAGGGCGCUUCUCCUCCCUCACUGCUCUCUUCGCCAAGGCAGCAGCAGCAGUGGGCCUCAGCGCCCUCCUCUUCAUGCCCCUGGCCCUCGGCUCGCACAGUAACGAGUCACCUCUUAUCGAGUCGCUCCAGCAGGAGCAGCAGCAGUCUGUCGACGUAACCAGGCCACUGACCCAGCAGCAGGCAGUGCAACCAGUCUUGCUACAGCAGCAGCAGUUUGAGUCCCUGCCAUCGCUGCAGCUGUAUAACCCCUCCAUGCAGGCAUCAUCAUUGCAAGCAGCUUCUGUACAAGCAGCUUCACUGCAGCAGCCCACCCAGCCAGCAGCACUGCAGCUGUUCUUUGACCCGCUCACGCUCAAGCCGGUGCAGGCUGCAGGCACCGGGGAGGCUUAUGAGGGGCCCUCUGCUCUGAUCCCACUACCAGUGCUCAAGGAAGCAGAGAAAGAAGUCUUGAAUCUGAUUGGCCAGUACACAACCGUGGCUAGGGAAAUGAAGGGACUGGCUGGAGUGGUUGCUCCGGAUGCUUCCCCAGAAGAUAGGAUCCAGGCUGCGUUUUUAUUCUGCCGCCAGCUGGCGUCGCCGCCGUCCACGUCAGCAGCUGCAUUGUCUAGAGCUGGUGGUGAUGGUGUGGAAAAUGCCACUUCAAUGAGUCGCAAUUUCUGUGCAUCUAUGGGGUUGUGA
Molecule: messenger RNA, 4251 nt
Organism: Closterium sp. Naga37s-1
Lineage: Eukaryota; Viridiplantae; Streptophyta; Zygnematophyceae; Desmidiales; Closteriaceae
Source: the annotation of a GenBank genome assembly